AGAUGAACCAAUUAUAAAAAAGCUUUACACCAAAGGAAAUACCCAAGAUACAAAUAUUCCUAGAUAUAAUUACAUUUCGAUGGCAAAAAACUUGCAUGUGCCUGCCUUGUAUCAAUGUAUUGAAUCAUGGUACGAAUCAACCAAAUCACCUAUUAUUCAACCAAACGAUAGAACAGACGAUAUGAGAUCAGAAAUUAACAAUAAAUUUUCUCUGCUUUUUAGAAAGUUUAUUGAUAGUGCAUACAUUAAAGAAUGUACUUUUUACGAAUCGGCAUUGGAUGUUGCGUAUUCGGCAACAUUGCUACAUUUGAAUGACCUUAUAACAGCUAAAGGUGUUAGUUUACGUUAUCUAAAUUUGGGUUUUUUCAAAUGUAAUGAUGAAGGCUUGAAAAUCCUUGCUAAGGGAUGCACGACACUGGAGACAUUCAAAAUUAAAGCUUCUGAUUGUUCUGACAAAGCAUUGGCAAAUUUUUUGAGAACGCAACAAAAACUAACAAAACUUAAAAUACGUGAUGCGGUUGGAAUGAAAGAAACUAUGGACGCGAUAAAAACGCUAUCACCUUCCCUUGUGAAGCUCCGCAUUCUCAAUUGUAAUCUUGAAAAUUGCACAACACCUUUUUCUGGUAUUGGUGAUUGUACUCAUCUCCGUUCGCUCUAUAUGCGUAACAUACGUUUUACAAAGACUACACCAUUAUCACAACUUCUAAUGCCGAUUGCACGUUGUGAAUUUCAUAACAUAGAUUUUUCGAAAACACAACUUCCUGUUGAAGUGUUAGUUGAAAUUGCAAAAAAAUCGUCGACAACUUUGCGACGUGUACAUCUUAUACGGCCAGAUAACGAG
Molecule: messenger RNA, 841 nt
Organism: Racocetra persica
Lineage: Eukaryota; Fungi; Glomeromycota; Glomeromycetes; Diversisporales; Gigasporaceae
Source: the annotation of a GenBank genome assembly